AUGUACCAACGAUUUCUGGCUGCGACGCAUCAUAACGGCCAGUCACUCCUCCUGUUUUUGUCGAAGACAUUCCAUAGAGAAAUUCUGGCCGGGGUCAUUCCGCGUCUAGCACAAGCUGGCUUUACGUUGGCUCAACCGUAUAUAAUCCGACGAGCAGUCAUUUUGCUCGCUACCCCAGAAGCCCCUAAUUCGCGUAAUCGAGGCAUUGCGCUGGUGGCUGCCUUUGCAAUCGUCUAUGUUGGCUUGGCAAUCUCUACUGCACAAGCUCAGCACAAGUCCUGUCGUUUGGUCGCGAUGUUCCGGGGAGGCCUCGUUUCCAUAAUCUUUGACAAAGCCAUAAGCCUUUCUGCAACCUCGCAGAAUGAAGCUAGUGCAAUGACAGCAAUGGGUAUUGAGAUUGAGCGCAUUGCAGCUGGGCUUCAAUGUUUCCAUGACACUUGGGGAUCGUUUGUUGAGGUAACAUUGGGCCUCUGGCUCCUAUACUAUCAGCUCUGGGCUGCUGAUGCUGUACCUAUCCUGAUUUCCGUAGUGUGCAUUACAAUGGGUCUAGUGCUAUCAGUUGCCUUGUGCAGGAAGCAGACUUAUUGGAUUCUUGCAAUUAAGACUCGACUUAGAGUGACGACCGAAAUGCUGGGGACAAUGAAAGGAAUUAAACUGUCUGGCCUCGCCACUGUCUUCUUCACCCGGUUGACCGAGUUGCGCACCAAGGAAAUCAUUAGUUCUCGGGCAUAUCGCUCUUUUCAGAUCCUUGCAACUGCUCUAGAGAGAAUUGACUCACUCGACUGCAGCAAAUCUUAA
This is a messenger RNA of Penicillium subrubescens, 798 nucleotides long. RefSeq lists its product as uncharacterized. Gene Ontology annotation, molecular function: ABC-type transporter activity; ATP binding. NCBI's taxonomy places the organism in Eukaryota, Fungi, Ascomycota, Eurotiomycetes, Eurotiales, Aspergillaceae. The transcript is spliced from 5 exons. Gene Ontology annotation, biological process: transmembrane transport. The record is from RefSeq and is a predicted model, not a curated record. Gene Ontology annotation, cellular component: membrane. Bases 1 to 798 code for a protein of 265 amino acids.